Cydia fagiglandana is the source of this 602-nucleotide messenger RNA. Its product is annotated as zinc finger CCHC domain-containing protein 24-like. Lineage: Eukaryota; Metazoa; Arthropoda; Insecta; Lepidoptera; Tortricidae. The transcript is spliced from 3 exons. The coding region runs from base 169 to 516 and encodes 115 amino acids. The record is from RefSeq and is a predicted model, not a curated record.
UGUCACAUCAAAAGGGAAAUACAAAAUACUGUUUUUUUUGGGCAAACGUGCAUAAUUAAUUAAUUAAUAUACCUAAAGUGACGUAGCUUGUAUUGUAUUUAACGUUUAACUUACAAUUCGCUAUAUUCUUUGAAUAUUUGAUUUGCUUGACUGCCGUGCAACGUCGCCAUGCCACCUAAAAAAUCAAACAAAAAGGUGGAGGGCCUGACGCCGUAUCAAGGCGAGAAACGGUGUUUUGGACAAUUCAAGUGCCCCACUUGUAACCGCACGUGGGUGUCUUCCCACUCAUGGGCCAAUUUCGGCCAAAACUGCACUAUGUGCAAAAUUAACGUAUAUCCUCAUAUACAGAUGCCACUUCAUAAACCAGGCUAUAUGGGCAAGAAAAUAGACAAAAAGAAGCGUCAUCCCCAAGAGUUGUGCGAAAAAUGCCGUAGUUUGGGCCGCUACUGCGACUCAGAAGUGUCAGAACCUGUUGAACCGGCUCCUGGACGUCGCCGACGACGCAGACGUCAAUGAAUUCCGGGAGGAGGUAUAUUAAUAAAAACUGUACGAAGAAUAAUUAAACUAAUAUAAUUAUUUUAUUAGUAAACCUUUGUAAAAUU